AUUCGGUGAGUUUGUUUGGAGCUGCGCAGUCAAGUGCACGAGUUCGUAUAUAUCAAGCGUUGUUUCGUGAUAUUUUCCGUUGUGGAUGUUUUCUCAAAUGUGUUAAAAUGGAUAAAAAUAAAAAUCAUAUCAAUUAAAUAAAGAUAAAUAUGUAACAGUUUAUUUUUGCGAAAAAAGAAAACUUGUAAUUGUGAACAAUUUUCGUUGAAGUUUAAUGUUGGUAUUGCGCAGAUAUUCUCAGAAUAUUCAACAAAAUGGGUAAAGAAGUGCAGAAACGAUGGCGUUCCAUCAGAGAUUCAUUCACCAAAUCAUAUCGCCAGGGUAAAAUCCAGCCAGACCAAUGUCCGCCGGGCAGCAGACGUUACCAGUAUCACAGGCAAAUGUCCUUUCUGCUACGAGCUCUGCAAAAUAAAAAACCUAGAUACUCGCAGGAAAAGUAUGAAUCUUUCUCCGAAGUUUCAAACUCACCCCAACACCCGCCUCCAGAAGAUAUACCCCGUUUGAAAAACGAAAUCGCAGACAAACCCCUAGACUUGCAAACCAAGCCCAACCCAGAACGGUUCCAGACCAAUGAUAAGAGUAGCCAGGCGUCGUGUGAACCAAUAGAAAUUAAAAUUGACACAAACACAAUAUUGCCCGGAGACCAUUUCAACGAUGAUAAAAUGUUCAUGAACUCUCUACUUCCCUUAUUUAAAAAAAUGGACGACGACACUCGUCUGUUAUGCAGAAUAGAAGUUUUGAAGAUAAUCAGAUACGCUCUACAGGGCCACAAGUCCUUCGAAGCAUUGAAAAUGGCCGAAGACAACUAUUUUAAAGAGAAAGUUAAUACGAUUUUAGCUAAGGAUAAUAGUGCUGUAGAUAGUUCAUUAAGAUCCAAUUCUACGGAAUCGAGAUUGGCCAUGACAACACGUUCGGCUGAUGGAAGCAGACCUAUCAGAAAACGAAGGACUCGAUCUCCACCACCUCUUCCGGAACCACCCAAGAGGCGAGGACCAGGACGUCCAAGAAAGGUCCGUCCCCCACCAUCUGAUUCAGAUGAGGAUCACCCCCAGAAAAAACAGUUUCCGAAGCUUAAAGUUUCACCUGUAGAAGUUUCCGUAACUCCGGAAGAGGAUUCCUACAAUAAAGCGACAAGUGUAUCUCAAUUAUCAAUGCCACUGUUUAUGAAGAUGUACAACUUGGCGCGUUCUAACAUAGCACCCUCCUUAACACCUCAAGGAAUGCAAGUUUCUAUAAAAACGGAACCCAUGGAGUGAAUGCCAUCAACGCCUU
Melitaea cinxia (Glanville fritillary) is the source of this 1272-nucleotide messenger RNA. RefSeq lists its product as uncharacterized. The record is from RefSeq and is a predicted model, not a curated record. The transcript is spliced from 7 exons. Gene Ontology annotation, molecular function: DNA binding. NCBI's taxonomy places the organism in Eukaryota, Metazoa, Arthropoda, Insecta, Lepidoptera, Nymphalidae. Bases 255 to 1256 code for a protein of 333 amino acids.